This is a messenger RNA of Rosa chinensis, 4553 nucleotides long. RefSeq lists its product as uncharacterized. The transcript is spliced from 7 exons. The record is from RefSeq and is a predicted model, not a curated record. Bases 439 to 4242 code for a protein of 1267 amino acids. Lineage: Eukaryota; Viridiplantae; Streptophyta; Magnoliopsida; Rosales; Rosaceae.
AAACACUCUCUGUCUCCAUCUCCAUCUCCAUCUUUCUCUGUGUGUCUGUGUUUUCUUCUUUGCGGUCACAAGAGUUUACUAAAUAUAGGUAAACUCUAUAUGGGUUUGAGGUGAAUCCUUUGGUUGGCAAAUUGUUUUAGGCCUAAAAACGCUCCUUUGUUUUCGUCUAAAACCAGUGGCUUGUUUCUCUUCCCUGUCAGAGUUGGGAUUUUUCAUUUCUUAGAAAAUUACAGGUUGCUUUGUUAACGUAGGUUUUGUGAGGUGGAUUGUGGGUUUUAUCAAUUCUCCCCACCCGGUUUCUUCAUAUUGGUUCUUCGAUUUGUUCCUUUUGGUUCGGAUUUCAUUCACCCCAAAAUGAUUAGGCUAUUAUAAUAGGGUAGGUGCUUCACACAAGCAUCAGUUUAUACAGCAAUACUAUUCGGAAAGCCGAGAGAUUAGAUGGCAUCUUCCCAAGUGGAAAUGGCCUCUGCGCCGUUCGGUUGCGUUUUGAGGGAUCACAACCGCCGGGACCGGUGCAGAGAGAGCAAUGCCAGAGCCACCAUAGGUGUUUUGCAGAAGAAUCUCAAGAGUUUGGUGAGGGAUCAUCUCUGCAUUGCAGUGUCUUCAAACUCUGGCUCCAAUGACAACAACUCCGAGAACCAGGGUCGAAACAAGGAGCCAAACAAGGAUGAGAACAGCAACAGAAAUGGUGAAAGAGAAGAUGGUUCGGGUUCGGUUAUGAGCCCGAGGCAUGCUAGGGUUCUUGAUCGAUGGGCUUUCGCAAGACAAAUAGUGACGAAACCAAUUGAGAGGCAGAGGACAGAAGAGGCAGAGGUGGUUUCUGUGCCGAACUCGGCGCCUUCUUCCACAAGGACGUCGACUUCUGCAAAGGAAGAGACUUUGGCAAGAACAGAUAGCUUGGCUGAUCUCACCAAAAAAGGCGUGGGGGCUUCGUCUCUGGUUCAAAUUUGGGAGAAGAGGCUCCACAAAUCAGAAUCCCUCAAAACCAAUUCCAAUGGAAAUGUAAUAUCCGAGACAAGUAGGUCAGAUUCUGGAGUUAGCUGCCCUGAGAAUGAGAAUGAGAAUGAGAAUGAGAAUGUAAUAGCUCCCAAUGCUUCACCGUCCAGAGUUUCUGAAGCAGAAAAGGCGGAGUCCCCUGGUGAGAAAGCAGGGGAUACUAUUUUCUCUAUUGAAAAAACAGGGGACUCUGUUUUGGAUAUGGAAAAAGCAAGGGAGUCUAUUGAUGAAAGCUAUGAUGCUGGCGCUGUUACCGACAUUGAAGAUUCUGAUAGGAUUGCUGUGAAUAGCCGGAAUUUAGAUUCUAAAGAAAAAGAGAAAGUUCGAGUUGUGGAUAUUAUUAGAAGACUGACUGCACAGGGUCCAUCGUCCUCUUUGAGUGAGGAAAAUGCUAAUGAUAAUGAUCAGCAGUUUAGUAGCGCUCACGGAUCGCCAUGUAGGGAUAUCCCCCGUGAGCUGUUACGUGAUCGGUGUUCCGGGGUUGAUCAAGCAGAGCACAGAGGCCUCUCUCAUGUUAUAAGCUCACCGCGCAUCAGAGGGAGGCAGGCAUUUGCCGAUUUGCUUAUGCAGAUGGAGCGUGACAGGCAUAGGGAACUUGACGCACUGGUAAACCGCAAAACAGUUUCCAAGUUCCCACAGCGAGGCCGAACUCGAAUUCAGUCAUUACUUAGGCUUCGAUUGCUUCAACGUGGUGUGGCAUUUGCAGGUACAGAUGUGCCACCACUUCCGCCAAAAGCAUCUCGUAUGAACAAACCGGCGCAAGGAUCUAGCAUCAUGCAUCUCAGGGAGAAAUUUCGUACUAGUGCUGAGCAGGGUUCAGCAGUGCAGGGUGAUGCACCUAAUCCAAAUAGCCCUCAUAAGGAGAUCAUAAAGAACCAAAGUGUCAAUGUAGACAAGUCCUCCACGUCCAAUAAGCCCAGUGAAAACACUCCUAAUCGAGAAGUUAAUGUUAUGGAGCAGCAGAAAACAUUCCCAGUACUGCGUGCUAGUGAAGAUGUUUGUGAAGAAGCGACCCCCAGUUUACACAAAUCCUCCACCUCUAAUAAGCCUAGUGAAAGCACUCCUAAUCGAGAAGUUAAUGUUAUGGAGCAGCAGAAAGCAUCCCCAGUACUGCGUGCUAGUGAAGAUGUUUGUGAAGAAGCGACCCAGAGUUUACAGAAAUCCUCCACCUCCAAAAAGCCUAGUGAAAGCACUCCUAAUCGAGAAGUUAAUGUUAUGGAGCACCAGAAAACAUCCCCAGUACUGCGUGCUAGUGAAGAAGCUAUCCCCAGUUUACACAAAUCCUCCACCUCCAAUAAGCCUAGUGAAAGCCUUCCUAAUCGAGAAGUUAAUGUUAUGGAGCAGCAGAAAACAUCCCCAGUACUGCGUGCUAGUGAGGAUGUUUGUGAAGAAGUGACCCCCAGUUUAGAAGUUUGCUUCCAAGAAACUAGUUCAGUUUCUCAAAGCACCUUGCCAAAUGUUAGUGAAGAUCUUGGUGAAGUAGCCAGCCCAAGUCCGAAGGUCACCUGGCAAGACACAAGUUCAGUAGCUAGAAACCUUGGUUCGCAAGAAACUGCUGAUCCAACCACACCCAUAAAUGGUUCAAAUGAGAAUGAGAUAUGGAAAGGAAAAGGUUCAGUGGAUAGAAACCUUGAUUCACAAGAAACUGUAGAUUCAACAACAUCCUUGAAUGGUCGCUAUGGGGAUGAUGAAAUAUGGAAACCCACAAGUUCAGAGGCUAGAUACCUUGAUUCACAACAAAGUGCAGAUACAAGGAAACCCUUGAGUGGUGGGGAUGGGACUGGGAAUGAAAUAUGGAAAGGAACAAAUUCAGAGGCUAGAAACCUUGACAUACAUGAAGCUGCAGAUACAACCUCAUCCUUGAACGGUUGGAAUGAAAAUGCGAUAUGGCAUGGAACAAGUUUAGAGGCUAGAAACUUUGACUCACAAGUAGAUACAACAACUUCCUUGGUCGACUGGGAUGAGAAUGAUGAUGAUUACCAGUAUUACGGAGAAACAAAUUAUGACUGGAUCAGUGAGAUUUCUCGCCCACGGAGCUAUUGGGAAGACAUUAGGAAAUCAUGGUACCAAGAGGUGCUUAACUCCAAUUCAGAAAAAGGCGAGAUACACCAACUCCUUGAAAGAAGAACAGUAUCAAACUUUCUUUCUAGUGAUUUCCGAGAUAGGAUAGAUAGAUUGAUGGUAUCUCGCAUAGAAAGACAAACAUGUCACAAUGUCAGUCAAGAAGAAGAUGACGACGAGAGCAGCUACGAUAGAAUGAAUCAAAUGGUGUCUUUCUUACAACAACGUAGCAGCCCACCAGUCACUGAAGAAGCAGAACAAGUGCAAGAACAUGUACAGGUACAAGAACAAAACCAAGUCCAAGAACAAGUGCUAGAACAUGUGCAAGUCCAAGAACAGGUGCGAGAACAUCAAGACCAUGAAGACGAGGAGAUGACAGAAGAAGAGGAGGAGCAAGAAGAAGUGAAAGAACAUGCACAGGUACUAGAACAAAACCAAGUCCAAGAACAAGUGCUAGAACAGGUGCAAGUCCAAGAACAGGUACAAGAACAUCAAGACCACAAGGACGAGGGGAUGACAGAAGAAGAAGAGGAAGAAGAAAAUGAUGACAACUACGAUGAUGAUGAAGAAUCAAGGAGCCUAAUUAGUGGUCAGUUUCAAGAAGCUAGUGAUUAUUUUGACCGUGCAUCAUUGCAGCCUUCACCAUCUCACUUUACAACAUGGAGUUACCAAGAUAAUGAAGUUGGGGAUGAUUCGGACCAAGCCACUUCUCCAUCUCCUCGCCAACGGUCAUCCUUUCCAUCUUACUAUCCAAAUAGUCCACAACUUUCACCAUCUCCAUCUUACAACACUAAUCACCGGCAACAUUCUCCCUCCCUCAGUCAUCCUUCAAUGGAAAUGGAGCUCUUAUACGACUUGAGAGGGCAUAUGAUACAACUCUAUCAAGAGAUGUCUGAGCUAAGAAAAGAAAUAAAGAGCUGUGUAGACAUGCAAAUGACAGUGCAACAAUCCAUGAACCAGGAUGUUCACUCAGGUCAAGUGGGGAUGAAAAGAAACUCUAGUGGGUUAACAAAGAAAGGCAAUUGCCGCAUUUGCAAUGAAGCAAAAAUCGACUCACUUUUGUACAGGUGUGGACACAUGUGCACCUGUCUCAAGUGUGCUCAUGAUUUGCAAUGGAACAGAGGAAAAUGUCCAAUCUGUCGAGCUCCGAUUGCAGAUGUCGUGAAGGCAUACAUGGAUUCUUAAAUCUCUACUGGUGUCUGGUGAACGAGUUCUUGCUUCAGAGGACCGUCUUUAUUUGUAAAACUAAACGACAUUGUGAAGCACAAAUUGGCAGAGGAAGGAAGCUAAUUAAUUUAUUCUUAUCUUACCUAAUUUACUAUCUACUUUAAUUUUGUAAUGUCAAAGUGACUGGGAAUUUGGAACAUCAGAGGUUGUUUCUCUUUUUCCACAUACUCUUUGGAGUGCAUGUUUUUUUUAAGAGAAACCACAACUAACAAGCUCUAUAAUACAUCUUAGUAUCUUACCAUAUACAAUCCAAAAAAAGGUUGCUCUUU